This is a messenger RNA of Henningerozyma blattae CBS 6284, 1803 nucleotides long. It is a transcript of the gene HEL1, whose product is annotated as E3 ubiquitin-protein ligase HEL1. Gene Ontology annotation, molecular function: zinc ion binding; ubiquitin conjugating enzyme binding; ubiquitin protein ligase activity. The coding region runs from base 1 to 1803 and encodes 600 amino acids. The record is from RefSeq and is a predicted model, not a curated record. The transcript has a single exon. Gene Ontology annotation, biological process: protein polyubiquitination; positive regulation of proteasomal ubiquitin-dependent protein catabolic process; ubiquitin-dependent protein catabolic process. Lineage: Eukaryota; Fungi; Ascomycota; Saccharomycetes; Saccharomycetales; Saccharomycetaceae. Gene Ontology annotation, cellular component: ubiquitin ligase complex; cytoplasm.
AUGAAAAAGGAUCCUAUAGAUGCUACUGGUACUAACGGAAGCAGAUCCUUUAACAGAGACAUUGCAGAAAUCCCACUUGCAAAUAGUGACCAUACAAUACCGAAGAAUAAUAAUGCAUUAAGAAAUAACAGCAAUCAAAGUAAUUUAAGCACUUUAAGCGGGAAAAGUUCUAACAAUCCAUUUAGAAUAAAGUUAGAAUUACAACAGCCUACUCCCUUUACACCCGAUAAUCUAGCAGAGGAACAAGAAGAACCAGAUUCGGAUUUUGAAAUUGACGAGGAUGAAUUAUUUAGUGAUGAUGAUGACAUAUUUAUCAAUAAUUUGGACCAAAGUUUUAAUGAUUUAAAUAUUUCUACCUCAUUAAAUGAUAAUAAGAUAAUUAAUGAAGGUGGCGUGCCAAACUUGAAAUACGAUUGUUUAACAACAAAUGAACUUUAUGAUAGAAUGUUACUUAGGGUUGAAAAGAUAAAACCAAUCUUGGACAUCUCAAAAGAUGACAUUAUUCUUUUAAUGCAACGUUAUAAUUGGAAUGAAGAGAAAUUAUUAGAAUCUUGGGCAGACCAAAGAGAACACAUCAUCGAAGAUGUAGGUUUAAGUUCCAAUAAUGAUGGAACAAAUAAAUUCAAAAAUAAUAACCCAUUUAGAGAUAAUAGCCUUCAAUCUAGGGAAAAUUACCUUUGUCCAAUAUGUUAUGAAGAAAAAGAUUGUACCACUUUCAAAUUGGAAUGUAAUCAUGAAUUUUGCACUGAUUGCUAUCAGCGCUAUAUUAAAAAUAAAUUAAGUGACGGGAACAUCAUCACUUGUAUGAGCUGUUCAUUAGCUUUAAAAAAUAAUGAUAUUGAUAUCAUAAUGGGUAAUAAUGAUUCAAGUAAUAUUCUCAUGAAUUCUUCAAUUAAAAGUUUUAUUCAAAAAAAUAACAAAGCAUUUAAAUGGUGUCCAUACACUGAUUGUCAAUGUAUCAUUCAUUUUAAAGAUACUUUAUAUCUAUCAGAAUUUAAACGUUUACAUUGUUCGCCAUUUGUUACGUGUAAAAAUUCUCAUAAAUUUUGCUUCUCAUGUGGUUUUGAAUCUCAUUCCCCUGCUGAUUGUGAUAUUACGAAUGCUUGGGUUAAGAAAACACGAAAUGAAAGUGAUUAUUUAAAUUGGGUUUUAUCAAAUACAAAAGAAUGUCCUAAAUGUAAUGUCAAUAUUGAGAAAAAUGGUGGCUGUAAUCAUAUGAAAUGUUCAAGUUGCAAAUAUGAAUUUUGUUGGAUUUGUGAUGGGCCAUGGGCUCCACAUGGGACAUCAUAUUAUGAAUGCACUCAAUAUAAAAAUGAAAAAGAUAAAGAUAAAGAUUCAAAUUCAUCAAAUGAUGAUAAAAAAUUGAAAAAAUUCACAUUUUAUUAUAGAAUCUUUAAUGAGCAUGAAAUGUCAGCAAAAUUAGAUUGGAAAUUAGGGCAAACAGUAAGUCAAAACGUUUAUCAAUUACAAGAAAAAUUAGGCCUUUCGUGGAUUGAAGGUCAAUUUUUAACUGAUAGUUUGAAAGUUUUAAAUGAAGGCCGUACGGCUUUGAAAUGGUCCUUUGCAGUGGCAUAUUAUUCAGACCAAUCACACAAUUUAACAAAGAUUUUUAUGGAUAAUCAAGCUUUAUUAUCGCAUGCAGUUGAGUCUUUAUCUGAAAUGUUAACAGAAAAAAAUCCAAAAAUUUUAAUGGAAAAGAAGAAUGAGUUUUUUAAUAAAACUGGGUAUGUGGAGAAUAGAAAGCAUGCGUUAUUAGAAUGUGGUAGAGAUUUAUUGUGUAAAGGUAUUUGUAAGCCAAAAUAG